AUGUCUCCAGUUAUUUCAGAUCUAACUUUACCGCCCACUUGCAAAUCCCCAAAAUACUCUAAUAAUGAUACCAAGGGCACUGGCAUAUCUUCUCUGAUCCGAACGGUUACAUCGGGUGACUUUGUUCCCAAAUUGCGCCAAAUAUCUGAAAAUUUGCAACAAGUCUGUGACGAAGACGACAGCUGUUCAUUUGAAACGGAUAGUUUGUCCGACGAAGAAGAAUUCGAUGUCUGUCAUUCACUUUCUCCUAAAAGUCCCAGAUUCAAUAAGAAUUUCUUGUUCUCAAUCUCCAUCGACUCUGAUAUAGAAAGCAUUGGUUUUGAUUCGGGUACUGAUUCCGAUGACGAACCUAAAAUUCAGCGAACAUUCAGUAAGGAUCCCGACAAUGAUCUCGAAACGGUUGGAAUAAAUUCUUGUCUGUACUCCAGGUGGUUAAUAAGUCCCAGUUCUGAGGAUUCCUUUGAUUUUUCAGAUGAUGAUGAUGACGACGACGACGAUUGGGACGAGAUAUGGUCAUCGACCAAACCAGAAUUUAACCCCAACGGACUUUAUUUAAAUAAUGAAUUUAAUCAUCCAUACACACUAAAAAUUACCUCUUGUUGCGCUUCUCCCAAAGAGGAGAAGGCCGACGUCCCAGCUGUUGAGGCGGACGACGGAAUUCAGCAGAAACUUAAAGAAGCAAAUGAAAAAUGGAAUAAAGUUUAUGAUGAUGAUGAUAAUCAUCUGGACUUUACAUCUAAAGAAAAUCACACUCCAAAAGUUCACUUUGCUACUGGGAAAAAGCUUACAACUCGCCACCUUUUAGUGUGCUGGACUUACGCCUACAAAGCUGCUAGAAUUAGCCCCUGGAUUACAUUCGCCUUGGAUUCUCAGAGAUUCCGGAAGAGGAUUGAGGAGCUGAAACCUACUAUUGAUCCAAUUUUGGAUCCUGUGCACAGACAGAAUAUUUUUACUUCGAGACUUCAACAGGAAGCAAAGAUUAUUCAACUGGAUAUUGAUGUUGUACAUUAUUUUAUCCUUCUCUCUCGACCGUUUCUCAGUGGAAUCAUUGCUUCUGAAGGGAGAUUAUUCUUUUUAUUUUUUAUUUUAUUUGUUUUUUUCCUUCUUUCAACUUUCUUUCUCAUCUCUUUUUAUAUUUUUUUUAUUUUUUUUUUAACAAAUCUCUCACUUUCUCUUUCUUCUACUCUUUCUUUCCUUCUUGUUUUUCUUCUCUAUCUAAUGUUCACACGUCUUUCUUCGUUUCACUCAUCUUUGUUUCUAUUUUUCUCGCCUUCUCUCUAUAUUGAAUUGUUCCUUACCUAUGCUUCUCCUUCUCUUCUUUCCGCCCUCUCUUCUUUCCUUUCCUCACUAUUUCCUUUUUCUUAUUUAUCCUUCUAUAAUUUUCAUUUUUUCUUGAAUUAUUAUGGAAGUGUACUUUUCAUAUCAGUUAUGUUCUUUUUUCUUCAUUUUUUACUUUUCACUAUUUUUCUUUCUUCGUUAGUUUCUCUUUCUUCGUUAGUUUCUCUUUCUUCGUUAGUUUCUCUUUCUUCGUUAGUUUCUCUUUCUUCGUUUAGUUUCUCUUUCUUCGUUUUUUUCUCUUUCUUCGUUUGUUUCUCUUUCUUCGUUAUUUCUCUUUCUUCGUUCUUUUCUCUUUCUUCGUUAGUUUCUCUUUCUUCGUUAGUUUUCUCUUCGUUAGUUUUUCUUUCGUUAGUUUCUCUUUCUUCGUUGGUUUCUCUUUCUUCGUUAGUUUCUCUUUCUUCGUUAGUUUCUCGUUAUUUUCUCUUUCUUAGAAAUUUCUCUUUCUUCGUUAAUUUCUCUUUCUUCGUUAGUUUCUUUUUUUCUCUUUCUUCGUUAGUUUCUCUUUCUUCGUUAGUUUUCUCUUUCUUCUUUUCUCUUUCUUCGUUAGUUUCUCUUUCUUCGUUAGUUUCUCUUUCUUCGUUAGUUUCUCUUUCUUCGUUAGUUUCUCUUUCUUCGUUAGUUUCUCUUUCUUCGUUAGUUUCUCUUUCUUCGUUAGUUUCUCUUUCUUCGUUAGUUUCUCUUUCUUCGUUAGUUUCUCUUUCUUCGUUAGUUUCUCUUUCUUCGUUAGUUUUCUAUUUUUUUUCAUUUUGUUUCUCAUUUAACUCUCUCAUUGUUUAA
Messenger RNA from Acanthosepion pharaonis, 2115 nucleotides. Lineage: Eukaryota; Metazoa; Mollusca; Cephalopoda; Sepiida; Sepiidae. The record is from the annotation of a GenBank genome assembly.